Messenger RNA from Psammomys obesus (fat sand rat), 1340 nucleotides. RefSeq names its product renin (gene Ren). The record is from RefSeq and is a predicted model, not a curated record. The transcript is spliced from 9 exons. Gene Ontology annotation, biological process: angiotensin maturation. NCBI's taxonomy places the organism in Eukaryota, Metazoa, Chordata, Mammalia, Rodentia, Muridae. Gene Ontology annotation, molecular function: aspartic-type endopeptidase activity. The coding region runs from base 16 to 1227 and encodes 403 amino acids.
CCCUGGCUGAACCAGAUGGACGGGAGGAGGAUGCCUCUCUUGGCACUCUUGUUGGCACUCGGGGGCUCUUGUACCUUCAGUCUCCCGACAGACACAGCUACCUUUGGACGAAUCUUGCUCAAGAAAAUGCCCUCCGUGCGGGAAAUCCUGAAGGAUCGGGGAGUGGAGAUGACCAGGCUCAGUGCUGAAUGGAGCAAGUUCACCAAGAAGGCUUCCUUUGGCAAUGGUACCUCCCCCGUGGUCCUCACCAACUACCUGGAUACUCAGUACUAUGGUGAGAUCGGCAUCGGCACCCCACCCCAGACCUUCAAAGUGAUCUUUGACACAGGUUCGGCCAACCUCUGGGUCCCCUCCACCAAGUGCAGCCCUCUCUACACGGCCUGCGAGAUCCACAGCCUCUAUGACUCCUCAGAAUCCUCCAGCUACAUGGAGAAUGGGACCGAAUUCACUAUCUACUAUGGAUCAGGGACGGUCAAAGGUUUCCUCAGCCAGGACGUGGUGACUGUGGGUGGAAUCAUUGUGACACAGACGUUUGGAGAGGUCACAGAGCUGCCCCUGAUACCCUUCAUGCUUGCCAAGUUUGAUGGGGUCCUGGGCAUGGGCUUCCCUGCUCAGGCCGUCGGCGGGGUCACCCCUGUCUUUGACCACAUCCUCUCCCAGAGGGUGCUGAGGGAGGAAGUCUUUUCUGUCUACUACAACAGAGAUUCCCACCUGCUCGGGGGGGAAGUGGUGCUGGGGGGCAGUGACCCCCAGCAUUACCAAGGCAAUUUUCACUACGUGAGCAUCAGCAAGGCUGGCUCCUGGCAGAUCACAAUGAAGGGGUUAUCUGUGGGGUCUGCCGCCUUGCUGUGUGAGGAAGGCUGCAUGACAGUGGUGGACACCGGUGCCUCCUAUAUCUCGGGUCCUACGAGCUCCCUGAAGUUGAUCAUGCAAGUCCUGGGGGCUCAGGAGCAGAGCACAGACGAAUAUGUUGUGGACUGCAGCCAGGUGCCCACCCUCCCUAACAUCUCCUUCCACCUGGGAGGCAGAGCCUAUACACUCACCAACAUGGACUAUGUGCUACAGGACCCCUACAGGAAUGACCACCUGUGCACAUUGGCUCUCCACGGCCUGGACAUCCCACCACCCACUGGACCUGUCUGGGUCCUGGGUGCCGCUUUUAUCCGCAAGUUCUAUACAGAGUUUGAUCGGCAUAACAAUCGCAUUGGGUUUGCCUUGGCUCGCUAAGGCCCUCUGCCACCCAGUGACCCUAGUUUCAGGCUGAGCCAAAGCAGGUGCUCCUGGGAGCCAUUUUGUCUGAGCUUGCCCCCCCGCCCCAGUGUCCUUGGGACAUUGGACAC